This is a messenger RNA of Manihot esculenta (cassava), 1670 nucleotides long. RefSeq lists its product as uncharacterized. The transcript has 3 exons. NCBI's taxonomy places the organism in Eukaryota, Viridiplantae, Streptophyta, Magnoliopsida, Malpighiales, Euphorbiaceae. The record is from RefSeq and is a predicted model, not a curated record. The coding region runs from base 340 to 1275 and encodes 311 amino acids.
UUUUCUUUUCCCCCUUUUCUAGUUCAGCGUUUCUGCUGCUCUAACUUGGCUUAUUGAAAUUUUGUGCGCAUAAAUCAUAGAAAAGGCCUUCCGGGUUCUGGUUUGAGUUGCUUGUUUUAUUCUACUGCGAACCCAUAACUGUGGUUUUAUUUCUUUUUUCAAAGUACUGCUGAUUUUGAUCUAUUUAUAUUUGUAUGGUGUUCUGGAUUGAGACUUUCAUUUGGUUUGGAAGUAAGAGCUUGGUUAAUUUCUUCGUACUUUCUUGAUAUGUCUACCUUUGGGUCAAGAAAAGGAAGACAGAUACUGUUUGCUUUUAGAUUUUAAUUUGAAGGGUUUGUCAUGGCAUUUGAACCUUAUUAUCAAAGAGGUACCCUUCUUGGUAGUUUCCACAUGGAAGAUAUUCAGUUAAAUAUCAAUUGGGAAGAUGUGAUUUGUCCUAUAUGCUUGGAAUUCCCUCACAACAGUGUGCUCCUUCAAUGCUCAUCUUAUGAGAAAGGCUGCCGGCCUUUUGUUUGUGAUACUGACCAUUUGCACUCAAACUGUUUGGACCGUUUCAAAAGUGCAUGUGGUAUGUCAUCUCCUUCAACAUCUGAUGUAUCUCUCACAACAAACACACAGCAUAUGGUAGUAGAUAGCAGUUGCAGACUAGCUUGCCCCCUGUGUAGAGGUGAAGUUAAUGGAUGGGUGGUUGUUGAUAAGGCUCGUGUACACUUAGAUGAGAAAAAGCGCCGUUGUGAGGAAGAACAAUGUACUUUCACAGGGACCUAUUCUGAACUAUGUAAACAUGCUCUAUUAGAACACCCUCAUGCUCGUCCUUCAAAAAUUGAUCCUGCUCGACAACUUGAUUGGGAGAAUUUCCAGCAGUCCUCUGAGAUAAUAGAUGUUUUGAGCACUAUACAUUCAGAAGUCCCACGUGGGGUUGUUUUGGGAGACUAUGUGAUUGAGUAUGGGGGUGAUGAUACUGGAGAUGAAUUUGAGGACUUUCCUGGGGAUGAAGGCAACUGGUGGACUUCUUGCAUCUUGUACCAGGUAUUUGAUAAUUUCAGAAGUUCUCGAAAUAGAAGAAGGUCAAGAGUAGCUGAUACAAGAAGGGGAAAUCGACGCAUGAGUUAUGAUAAUUCGAAUUCUGAUGAGGGUUCUGUGACAUCUGUAGAAUUUUCAGAUUACAGACUAGAUGAGACUGAUGAUGAGUUCACAAGUGCAAGUGGCCGCUCCAGGGGUAGCUCUGGUCAUCGCAGUUCCCGAAGGCAUCGAUCCCGCUUCUAUGACAGUUAGGUAUGUAAUGCAUGAACACUUUGGCUUUGAAGGGAUUUUCUUUUAGAUUAUUCAUGCACAAUGCUCACAUUUAUAAUAUAGAUCCUUUAUCUCUUGAUUCUCAUCUAUGGUUUUGUGCUUAUUAAUUAUUGGUGAUAUACCUCAUUAGUGCACUUGAUACGUUGGCAGCUCAUUAGUGAAAAGUGAAUGAAGGAUUGAAAGAAAACUGAUAGAGAUGGUGGUGGAAACAAAGGUUUUCUUCAAACACUGAAAAGUUACAUCAGGAUCAGAUCUUGUAACAUAUGUAAUUAGAUCUGCUGGUUAGACCUGAAUUUUUGUAUUUGACUGAUUAUAUGGUGACUGAAUUUGUUAUGGAGUUGCUCUUUUGAAUUUGAAAAUGAUUAUUAAUUUGCAUA